Messenger RNA from Solanum stenotomum, 829 nucleotides. Its product is annotated as protein LOL1. The transcript is spliced from 6 exons. NCBI's taxonomy places the organism in Eukaryota, Viridiplantae, Streptophyta, Magnoliopsida, Solanales, Solanaceae. The record is from RefSeq and is a predicted model, not a curated record. The coding region runs from base 121 to 561 and encodes 146 amino acids.
AAAAAAAAGUAUGCAAGGGAACAUGGAAACAGUAAAGAUGGAAGCAGCUGCUCUGUUAGAAGUUUUUGAAGCAGUAGGCUUUUGAGAUCUCAGGAGAGGACUACCUCUGUUAGCUUCACAAUGCCAGUUCCGCUUGCUCCAUAUCCUACACCACCAACACCAUUUACACCACCUGCUAACGCAGGUACGCAGAGCCAGCUUGUGUGCUCUGGAUGCAGAAAUCUUUUACUCUAUCCAGUUGGAGCAACAUCUGUUUGUUGUGCAGUUUGCAAUGCAGUAACAGCAGUACCACCUCCGGGCACUGAGAUGGCUCAGUUGGUUUGCGGAGGCUGCCACACAUUACUAAUGUACAUUCGUGGAGCAACAAGCGUGCAAUGUUCGUGCUGUCACACAGUCAAUUUAGCUAUGGAAGCAAAUCAGGUAGCACAUGUGAAUUGUGGCAACUGCCGCAUGCUGCUGAUGUACCAAUAUGGAGCACGAUCAGUGAAAUGUGCAGUGUGCAAUUUUGUGACAUCGGUAGGGGUUUCAACGAGCACAGCUGAGCAAAAGUUUAACAGCUAACUUUAAAGCAGCUGAGCCAGUGCUAGAAACUUCUAUGACUAAAGUUGUCGUGUUAUGUGUCAGCGGCAUUGCAGCUGCAUCAACCGGAGGAAAUUUCUACUUGCUAUUAGUAUAGAGCUAUUACAGAGCUUUUUUUCCCUCGUGCAUCUGUAAUAGAAUAAGCAGUUUUGCAGGUUGAGCCUACAAAAGGUAUUGUAUAUAAUGGUAUUGCGUUUGUAAGUCUGGUUGAAAAAUCCUGGAUAGCAAAGACUCCUUUUCACCUACCAUA